Molecule: messenger RNA, 4874 nt
Organism: Amphibalanus amphitrite
Lineage: Eukaryota; Metazoa; Arthropoda; Thecostraca; Balanomorpha; Balanidae
Gene: ci
Product: transcriptional activator cubitus interruptus-like
Exons: 15
Coding region: 367-4362 (1331 amino acids)
Biological process (GO): regulation of transcription by RNA polymerase II
Cellular component (GO): nucleus
Molecular function (GO): RNA polymerase II cis-regulatory region sequence-specific DNA binding; DNA-binding transcription factor activity, RNA polymerase II-specific
Source: RefSeq, a predicted model, not a curated record
GUCUCGGCUGCGCGAGCCGACUGCGCGCCGCCGUCUCGACCGGCCGCGACCGCCAGUGGUGACAGUGUGACAGCGCGCUCUGUGACAGUGACCGGGGUGACACCGUGUCGUCCCCAGGAGCGCCGGCUGAGCAGAGUGGACCGAACGGGCCGCCGCCGGAGCGCCAUGUAGGCGGAGCGGAGUGGCAUUCCUCUGCGCCGGCCCCGCUGUUUAGCGAUCCCCAACGCCGAUUACACCAGCGCACCUGUUUACCCGUGCCGGACCCGGCUCACACAGCUCCCGGGCGCCGAGAGAGCGCUGUGGCCUGCGGCGGUGCCUGCGGGGCGCGGAUGACGCCCCCUCCGCACCGGCCGCCGCUGCCGCCCGAUGGACCCCUUCACUGGCCUGCCAGUACAACUACCGUCAGCGUUUGCAGCGUUCCACUCGCCUCUGACCGAGCCAGCGAGCCGCGGCCUGACGCAUGACCCGCGACUCCUCUGGGACCCGGCUCGCCUUCACCUGCAUUCUCACCUCGCUGCUGGCCUCCCCGGCAGCACCGCCAGCGAGCUCUCGCUUCUGCAGCGCUCUGUCGACCUGCACGCCGCGGCGUACCGCGCCCAACAGGCCCAGUACGAGCAGCUCUAUCCGUCACCGACCUCGUCACUGCGAGGGCUCUCUCCCGUCGGCUCCGCCAGAGGUCUGAGCACCCACGACUACCUGGCCAUGUCGGCGCUGGGCCAGCGUUCUCUGGCCGACUACCCGGGCGCCGGCAGUCUGGUCGGCUCCGACUACUCCAUCAACCUGGACGGCGGCUCGCGGCUGUCACUGAGCCCGCGCCACGGCCGGAAGCGGCCGCUGUCGUCGGCCUUUUCGGACUCGUUCGACCUGGGCUCGAUGAUCCGCUUCUCGCCCAACUCGCUGGUGCCGCUGCCCGUGAUGAACGGAUCGCGGUGCUCCUCAGCCAGCGGCAGCUACGGCCACCUCUCGGCAGGGACGGCGGGCGCCAUCAGCCCGGCGCUGGGCAUGCACCCGGGCAUGCCGCCGAGCCACCUGCAGCAGCUGCAGGCGCACCUGAUGUCGCGCGGCUCGCCCUACCUGGCGGCACAGGCGCACUCUGCGCUACUGCCGGCGGCGGCGGCUGCUGCGGCGGCGGCGGCCGCACACGGCCAGCACCCGCUCUUCGGCAUCCCGCCGUACACGGGCCUCAACCUGGACAGGAAGGAGGAGCAGCCCAAAGUAUCUCCGGACACCUCCACUCUGGAGAACGCCGCGCGCGGCGGGGCCACCGUCAAACGCGAGGUCAGCUCGACCAGCGCGGCCACGCCCGAGCGAGCCGACGACGAGCCUCCCGAGGACUUCAUUGUCACCCACUGCGACUGGGAAGACUGCGGCAGGGACUACGACCUGCAGGCCGACCUCGUCAAGCAUGUCAACAACGACCACAUCUCUGCCAACAAGAAGUCUUUCAGUUGCCGCUGGAAGGACUGCCCCCGCGAGCAGAAGCCGUUCAAGGCCCAGUACAUGCUGGUUGUGCACGUGCGCACGCAUACUGGCGACAAACCCAACAAGUGCUCGUUCGAGGGCUGCAACAAGCGCUACAGCCGGCUGGAGAACCUGAAAACUCACCUGCGCAGCCACACGGGUGAGAAGCCGUACGCCUGCGAGUUCCCCGGCUGCAACAAGGCCUUCAGCAACGCCUCCGACCGCGCCAAGCACCAGAACCGCACCCACUCCAACGAGAAGCCGUACGUCUGUAAGAUCCCGGGCUGCACCAAGCGCUACACGGACCCCAGCUCACUCCGCAAACACGUCAAAACCGUACACGGCCCAGAGUUCUACAAGAACAAGCGGCACAAGGGUCUGCCCGACGACGGCGGCGCCACCGGCUACGGCAGUCCGGGCGACGACACCAAGCUGACCAGCGUCAGCAGCCCCAGCGUCAAGUCGGAGGACGCUGGCUCGCCCGGUAUGCCGGCCCGCUCGCCCGGGGACGCCGGCGGGGGUGGAGCCGGGGGCAGCGGCGGUGGCGCCGGCGCCGGCGGCGGCCAGGGCUCGGCGCCCGAGCAACCCAUCAGCGACAACAACGUCAGCACGACGAACGGCGUGUCGGCGGUCGAGGCGCCCUGGGAGAUACCGGAGGAUGAGGAGGUGGAGGUACCCAUGGGCCCCAUGGCCGUGCAGGCCGGGGUCGGCGGCGUCGGCGGCGGUCCGGCCAACCGACUCCAACCACCCGGCCGCAUGUACCGGCCGAGACUGCAAGCCAAGAACGCCAUGUCGCACGCGGCACUUCUGCACAACGGCGGCCGCGGCCCGACGCUCAUGGACAUCAACUACCGGCUGCAGCACAUGCGCGUCUCGCCGUCCGGAGUACCCGCCGGCUGCGUACCCCGGCGGCACAGCUACGACUCGGCGCCGCGGCCCGACCUGGGCUGCGGCGCGCCGGCCGACGGUGGCGCCACCACGCUGCUGGAGCCGCGCCGAGACAGCGGCGCCACCGUCAGCACCUACUACGGCAGCUGGAGCAGCCAGCAGCCGAGCCGGCGCGAGUCCCAGAUGUCGCAGAUGUCGGCGGCCUGCGGACCGGCCGGCGGCAGCCUGUACGACCCGAUCUCGACCGACGUCAGCAGGCGGUGCUCGGAUAUGUCUGCGGCGUCGGCGGCGCCGGCCGGCCGCCUCAGCGCCGGCAUGGCCGCGCAGCUGCAGCGCCUGCAGCGGCGCAACCUCGUCAGCCAGCAGAUGGGCAGCAUGGGCAACCUGGUGGUCCAGUCGCAGACGCAGUGUCAGGCGAUGGAGCAGCGCGGUCUGCCCGGCCGGCCUCCCUCCUCGUCUGUGGGCGGUGAGCAGCAGCGGCGCGCCUCGGACCCUGUCCGUCCGAUGGGCCGGCCGCCGCGGCCCCUCGGCCCGCCGGCCGGGCCGCCGCGGCGCCGCGCCAGCGCGCGGCGACACCCCAACCAGGAGGUGGUGCUCGACGAGCUCUCUGAGGACCAGUACAUCGAGGAGCGGCUCGUACUGCCCGACGAGAUGGUCAACUACCUGCAGCAGACGAACGCGGCUGGCUCGGGAGCGGCGCAAUCUGCGACGAUGAACGCAAGUCAGAUGAGUCCGCACCCCCAGCACGCCCAGCCGAGCCCGGCCUACAGCAAUCAGCCAGUCCAGAGUCCGGCUUAUAGCAACCAACCAGUCAACAGCCCGGCAUACAGCAAUCAGCCAGUCAACAGCCCUGCUUACAGCAACCAGCCGGUGACCAGUCCGGCCUAUAGCAACCAGCCUGUCAACAGCCCGGCGUACAGCAACCAGCCUGUCAACAGUCCGUUUGCCGGACCGAUGGGAUCGCCUGCCUACCAGCAGCAGUCCCAGCAGCCGCAGCCGCAGCAGCAGGUGGCGUACGGUCCCCAGCAGCAGCCGCAGCAGCAGCAGCAGCAGCCGGUGCCGAGCCCUGCCUACAGCCAGCAGCCGGUGGCCAGCCCGGCGGUGGCUGCCACGGCACCUGUCUGUCAGCAGGUGCAACAGCAGGCGCAGAUGAGCUGCCAGAUGGCUGCCAUGCCCGGCUGCCAGAACAUGCACCCGCACCAGCAGCAGGCGGCGCAGCAGGCGGCAGCACACCAGCAGCAGGUGCAGCAGGCCCAGCAGGCGCAGCAGCAGCGGCAACAGCAGCAGAUGCAGCAAAUGCAGCAGCAGCAGCACCAGAUGCAGCAGCAGCAGCAGCAGAUGGCGGCUGGUGGCAUGUCACAGGGUGUGAUGCAAUGGCACCACCAGGGCGCCGCCGGAGCGCACAACUGCGCCGCCGGCAGCUACCACUGCCAGCCGGCGUUCCCCCAGCAGCAGCAGCAGCAGCAGCAGCAGCAGGGCUACCCGGCGCAGCAGCCGGUGCCACCCUCCAUGGGCCACCCGUGCGCCGGCGGCGCUGGUACCGGCGCAAUGUUCGCCUGCGGCCACCCAGCGCCGCCCGGCCAGCCGCCCAUGGCGUACCAGCAGCCGUGCCCCGGCUGCCAGCAGCAGCAGCAGCAGGCGCGCCAGCAGUGGGCCGCCGGGUACCCCGGGUACGGCGCCUGCCAGCAGCCCCAGCAGCAGCAGCAGCAGCAGUCGCCGCAGCGAUCUCAGGCGCGGCCCCGGCCCGAGCCGGGACGCACCUUUAUGAACGCCGACAGCUUUCACCGGACGCUCGAGUACGUGCAGCGGUGUAAGCGCUGGAGCGGCGAGUCGCCGGCGCCGGCGGCCGCCGCGGCCGCGCCGCCCACGCCCGUGCCCUACAGCGGCGCAGCCAGCGACGUGUCCGUCAUGGACAGCGCCAGCAACGUGAUGCCGCGCAACAACAUGGUCAUCAACGACAUGAGCUCUGCCAUGACGGCGCUGGCCAGAGAGAACCGGUACCUGCACAUGUGAGCGGCCGCCGCCCGCUCGCCGGCCACUGUUGAUAUUGUAGAGCGGUGCGCCCCGCGGCGCCCGCUCGAUCUCCGACCCUAUGUGUGUGCGUGUGUGUGCGUGGGUGUGUGCGCUCGUGUUCGGACACGGGUGACAGUGUAUGUGUAUGAGGGCAGGAGUGUGACGGCGCGUGUGCGCCACCUAUAGAUCGGACUGGACUGGGCGCACCGGCGCCGUCGCCAUAUUCCAGUCCUGAAUUGUACGUGCCAAACGGCGUGUCGGCGCCGGCGAGAGGUCGCCCACCUAGCGCCGAAGGUUAGCUGGUGCGACCGGCCUGUCAGCACCGCCGAUGGUACUUAACGCUCGGGUCCCGGGGCACGGGCGAGGGGACAGGGUCGCGGGACGGCGCGAUCGUACCUACCCGACACUGUGCCUGUUACUGGCCUUCCAUGUGAGUGCGGGCUAACGUGAAUUAUUGAUGUCAUGUGCAUGCUAAAUGGUUUUAUUGCGAAAAAUGAAUUUGUUAUGGAUUU